Molecule: messenger RNA, 652 nt
Organism: Quercus lobata
Lineage: Eukaryota; Viridiplantae; Streptophyta; Magnoliopsida; Fagales; Fagaceae
Product: phospholipase A-2-activating protein-like
Exons: 4
Coding region: 170-436 (88 amino acids)
Biological process (GO): proteasome-mediated ubiquitin-dependent protein catabolic process; ubiquitin recycling
Cellular component (GO): nucleus; cytoplasm
Molecular function (GO): ubiquitin binding
Source: RefSeq, a predicted model, not a curated record
UUCAUUUGAAGCCAAACUUUCUUGUGUUUUUGUAUGUUGUUAGCUACAGUAAAGUGGGUUGUAAGAGAGUAAUUUGUUUUUUUAUUUUUGUUAUUUUUGUGAGAAACAAAUGUGUGGUAUUGUUGAUAAGCAAGAAGAAGUAAUUUGAUACUUUCUGUAAAAGAGUUUGAUGACGAAGUUUAUGCGGAUCAAUGGUAGAACCAACUCCUUUGUAGCAAAUCAUUUAUCCGAGUCUCUACAAUGCUUGGCUAGCACAUUAAGACGUUGGAGAAGUGGCCAACCUUCAGAAUCCUGGGAGGCUCAUAAGGCAGCAAUCCAAGCACUCAUAAAGCUACCUUCAGGCGAGCUUGUUACAGGUUCAACUGAUACAACUUUAAAACUUUGGAGAGGAAGCAAAUGUACACAUACUUUUGUUGGGCAUACAGAUCAAAUAUAGGCUGAUGCACUUGUUCUGAGGGGGAUCAGUUGCACAUUUGAGGAAGGGCACAAAAUACGUAUUGUUGGCAGAAUUGGCAGUGGCAAGACCACUCUCAUAGAGAUGAACCUGUUUUGUCCAAUGGAGCUAGCUAGAGGGAAGAUAUAGUAAUGUAUUUAUUGAAACCUGUAGUAUUCCAUGUAAUGCGAGUCUUUUUACGUAACUUUUAAAUUUUAA